UCGGUGAUGUUGCAAAGGCCCUUGGGGGAUAUUUUAUUUUUAAGAGGUAGCUUUCUUGUGCAAGUGAAGCUGGCUGAAAAAUGCAGGGGAGGGCUGAAACUCGAGAGUAACAUCAACAAACCCCCAAGCCCAGCAGGGGAAGCAGAGAGGCUUGGGGCAGGUUCCUGGGGCACCUUCCCUGAGGACGGGGCUGCAGGCUUGGGUUUUGUGACCCCCCAACUCUGGAGCCUCCUGGGGAAGGGCGCGCUUCCCGGUGCAUCUGUGAGUGGUCCCCUGCUGUAUAUCAGCGAGGCCUCUGAGUGUGAACUCUGGGCGACAGACAGCCGCAGCGCGUCCUCGGACACAAGGCAGCCGGGCCAGGAGCGGCGCAGAGCACUGCCAUGUGGGCCAGCUGGUGGCUCUGGCCUUUGCUGGUUGUCUGCACUGCAGACAAGUUCCUGGAACAGGCAAAGAGAAUCAUGCAGGUCACGCCUCUCAUUGACGGGCACAACGACCUGCCCUGGGAGCUGCAGAGCAGGUUCAACAACCAGCUCUGGAGCAGCGAGGCCGACCUGUACCACCUGAACGGCACCCACACCAACAUCCCCAAGCUGAGGGCUGGCUUUGUGGGGGGCCAGUUCUGGUCUGCCUUCGUACCCUGCAACACCCAGAACAAAGAUGCGGUGACGAGGACGCUGGAGCAGAUAGACGUCAUCCACCGCAUGUGCCAGAGGUACCCUGAGACCUUCCUGUGCGUCACCGACAGCAGAGGCAUCCGGCAGGCCUUCCAGGAGAGGAAGGUGGCCAGUCUGGUCGGCGUGGAGGGUGGCCACUCCAUCGACAGCAGCCUGGGCGUCCUGCGGGCGUUCUACCACCUGGGGAUGCGGUACCUGACCCUCACGCACAGCUGUAACACGCCCUGGGCGGACAACUGGCUGGUGGACACGGGGGAGGACAAGGCCGAGAACAAAGGCCUGUCGGACUUUGGGAAGAGAGUGGUGCGGGAGAUGAACCGGCUGGGCGUCAUCAUCGACUUGGCGCACACGUCUGUGGCCACCAUGAAGGCUGCUCUGAACCUGUCCGUGGCCCCGGUCAUCUUCAGCCACUCCUCCGCCUUCCAGCUGUGCAGGCACCGGCGGAACGUGCCCGACGACGUGCUGCAGCUGGUGAAGGAGAAAGGCGGCCUGGUGAUGGUGAACUUCUACAACGACUACGUCGCCUGCGACCAGGAAGCCACGCUGUCCCAAGUAGCGGACCACCUGGACCACAUCAGGAAGGUGGCGGGGGCCGGAGCAGUGGGCUUUGGUGGGGACUUCGACGGCGUCUCCAGGGUCCCCACGGGGCUCGAGGACGUGUCCAAGUACCCAGACCUGGUGGCCGAGCUGCUCAGGAGGCAGUGGACAGAGGAAGAGGUCAGGGGCGCCCUGGCCAACAACCUGCUGAGGGUGCUGGAAGCGGUGGAGCAGGCGAGCAACCGCAGCCUGCCCCCCGAGGAGGCGCUCCUCCAGCCCUCGAAGGACCCCUGCUCACCCAAGCACUCGGGCACCCCCGGCCUCCGCCCCCAGCCGGGGGCCCUGCUGGCCGCCCUCACCCUCGCUCCCGCCCUCCUCGACCUGCGUCUCCCGUGA
This is a messenger RNA of Pteronotus mesoamericanus, 1607 nucleotides long. RefSeq names its product dipeptidase 1 (gene DPEP1). The record is from RefSeq and is a predicted model, not a curated record. Gene Ontology annotation, biological process: proteolysis. NCBI's taxonomy places the organism in Eukaryota, Metazoa, Chordata, Mammalia, Chiroptera, Mormoopidae. Gene Ontology annotation, molecular function: metallodipeptidase activity. The transcript has 11 exons. Gene Ontology annotation, cellular component: plasma membrane. Bases 381 to 1607 code for a protein of 408 amino acids.